Messenger RNA from Striga asiatica, 489 nucleotides. NCBI's taxonomy places the organism in Eukaryota, Viridiplantae, Streptophyta, Magnoliopsida, Lamiales, Orobanchaceae. The record is from the annotation of a GenBank genome assembly.
AUGGAAUAUGAGGAAGAGGAUGAGGGCGGUGGAGAUGGAGGCCCAGAAGACGAGCUUGGGGCCCGAAUAGCCCGUCCACCGGCGGUGGACAGAGGAAGUGAGAAAAAGACGCACCUGAAUUCAGAAGAAGUUGAUCACGAGCCAAAUACUGGACGUGUUGCUUUGGUACGCUUUUGUCUUUGUUCGGCAGGAAAUGGUAGUAUCAGUGGGAGAGAGGAUGUAGACAGGGGUACUGAAGGGCAGAUGGGUCAUAACUUCCUUCUCGCUCCUCUUGUCGAGGAUCAGGAGAGAAACCCUCACCAAAUUAGGGUGUCAGGUUUAGAGUCCUUAAGCAAAAAUAAGGGCAAGCAGCCCUUGGAAAAUGAGGGCAAGUCCCCUGAUCAAGGGAAUAGAGUGAGUGAGGGGUCUAUGGAUGUUACUAGAGUGGUGGGGGAAAAUAUAGAAUCUGAAAAUGUUCAGCCUACUGAUCUCAUGUCCCUGUUCAGCUAG